AUGGUCUCCUUCAUUUAUGGGCGUGCUAAAUCUACAACAAGUAGGUGCUUCCAUAGAGUUCUUCGCGCGGUUGUAGCACUAGAAAGUUACUACAUUCAACAACCUAAAGGUGAUGUGGUCCCGAAAGAAAUUCAAGAGAAAAAGAGAUUUUAUCCCUACUUCAAGAAUUGUGUAGGGGCAAUUGACGGGACACAUGUUCGUGUAAAAGUACCCAAUAGAGAUGCCCCUAGAUAUCGUGGUCGCAAGGGUUACCCUAACAUAAAUGUCUUAGCCGCAUGUUCAUUUGAUUUGAAGUUUACGUACGUUUUAACUGACUGGGAGGGCACUGCCUCAGACUCAAGGAUAGUGAAAGAUGCACUUAAAAGAGACGAUAAACUACUAAUUCCUAGGGGCCGAUAUUGUUUGGUAGACGUUGGUUUGCCUCAUACCAUUGAACUAAUGACACCAUAUAGAGGUGUCAGGUAUCAUUUGAAAGAGUGUUCUGCUCACCCCCCAGUGAAUGCAAAAGAGUUGUUCAAUCUUAGACAUGCUUCUUUACGUAACGCAAUAGAACGGUCGUUUGGUGUUUUAAAAAGAAGGUUCCCAAUCACGAGGAUCAUGAUAAAAAAACUUGAACAUGAAGUCUUACAAGAGGUGUUGGAUGAACAACCACAACAAGUGAGACAUGAUGUUAAUAACGGAAGUGUGCUUAGUGAUGGGGCUGAGGAAUUCAGGAACACUAUUACAACUCAAAUGUGGAAUGAUUACUUGUUGAAACCAAACAAUGAAAUAGAUAUAGCAAUCAUGAACAAAAGGGCAGCGGAUGGAAGUGUUGUGAAAAAAGAAAAUUUGACAUCGACAGAUCAUAUGGAUAAUGCUCUAGUUGAAGCUCUUGUAAAGGAAGAUGAUAUAGGUAAACGGGUGAAUGGUACAUUCACUUCGCAAGCAUAUGCGAACAUGAUUGCAGGGUUGAGUAAAGAGUUUAAUAAGUCUAUUACAAAAGAUCAACUUAAAAACAGAAUGAAAACUUUAAAAGGUAAUUUUAGUAAAUGGUAUGAUAUGUAUCGGGAUACUUUGUUGAGUGGGUUCUCAUGGAAUUCUCAAACAAAACACAUUGAAGCAGAGGAGGAAGUAUGGGAAAAAUUAAUUAAAACGAACCUUGAAGUAGCUGCAUUCAGGACCAAAAAGUUUUCAAAUUACAGUCAGUUGGAGAUGUUAUUUUCAGAUGAUAGAGCAUUGGGAUCAAAAGCGGAAACAACAAAAGAAAAAAACGUCCGGUUAAGCAAAUCCAAAGAAAUUAAAAUAGAAAAAAUUGCUGAUGUGGAAAAACUAAUGGCAAAUAAGGAGGUAAGUUUGGAGAACGUACACAAAGAUGAUGAUGAGGACAUUCAAAUAGUGUCAGCAACAUAUGUUUCACCUGAUGGGAGUUCAAAAGCAAAGAAGCUGAAGAGUAAAAAAAGAAAACUAGAAAGCAAACUUCAAGAUGAAGAUGAAGUAGUAGCUGAAACUGAACCUGAACCUGAACCUGAACCUCAACCAGAAUCUUUUGAACACAAUAUUGUGCAAACAUUUAAAGAAAUCGUUGAUGUUAUGAGGGAAGGGAACAAAUCUCGUGACUAUACAGGUGAGGAAAUCGAGAAAGAGUUAGAGUUGAUGGGUUUGGAUGACAAUGAAUUUGCAGAUGCUUUCAUAUAUUUAUCGCGUAUUCAAGCCAUUGCUAGGACAAUUUUUAGUUCUUCAAUGAAGAUGAGGAAGAUCUUUUUAAGAAAGAUGAUGAGUGAAGCUAAAAAGUGA
Messenger RNA from Lactuca sativa (garden lettuce), 1773 nucleotides. NCBI's taxonomy places the organism in Eukaryota, Viridiplantae, Streptophyta, Magnoliopsida, Asterales, Asteraceae. The record is from RefSeq and is a predicted model, not a curated record.